AUGAUCCCAUCAUCGAUAUUAUCGCAUCGAAUAUUAUCAGCAAUUAAUUCACCACAUUAUCAACGAUUUUCAUCAUAUCUUACUAAUGAGUAUGUGAACGCUAUUUCUGAACAUAGAACUGCAUCGUCAUCAUCUGAUCUAGGUGAUUUUACGUUUGGUAAUCCGCGUGAUAUGGCAUUGCCUGCAUUAUUAGCAUCAUAUCACAAAUACGUAGAACCAUUAAAUCCUGCAUGGUAUGCUUAUUGUAGUACAACGAAUAUUAAUGCACAUCCUUCUCGUACAAUUAUUGCAUCAAAUUUAUCGAAUAAAUUAUCACCUCUAUCAUUUGAAUAUGAAGAUAUUUAUUUAGUAAAAGGAAAGGACGGGGGCGAAUAAGACCACAAAUCGGCCCCCGGUCAAAACUUAAUUCAAUCACCUCAAAACCAAUAGCAAUUUACAGAUCUAUUGUUUUUAUGAUU
Molecule: messenger RNA, 458 nt
Organism: Rotaria sp. Silwood2
Lineage: Eukaryota; Metazoa; Rotifera; Eurotatoria; Philodinida; Philodinidae
Source: the annotation of a GenBank genome assembly